This is a messenger RNA of Helianthus annuus (common sunflower), 780 nucleotides long. Its product is annotated as leucine-rich repeat extensin-like protein 3. The transcript has a single exon. The record is from RefSeq and is a predicted model, not a curated record. NCBI's taxonomy places the organism in Eukaryota, Viridiplantae, Streptophyta, Magnoliopsida, Asterales, Asteraceae. The coding region runs from base 1 to 780 and encodes 259 amino acids.
AUGGAGAUGGAUGACGAUCCUGAUCCAAAGCUGCAAACCGGGACACCAGGUCACCCUAUCAGCAUCUCCAGCGGUUCUCCAUACCAAGGAUCGUCGUAUCAAGGGCCCGGCUCGUUUUCCGAAAGGUGGAACCAACUUGAAUGGGCAUUUACCUUUUCAUAUCAUAACUCUCCUUCUCAACCUCCUUUGGAUGAGCCGUAUCUUCAAGCGGUUACUCCACCACCUCUACUUGUUGAGGAACCACCACAACCACCUCCCGAGCCACCUAGGCGAAGGAGGAAUGCACGGAUGUCCGUGCGAGGGGGACCACGGUUCAUUUCCCCUCAAGCUUCAAGCUCAUACCCUCCUUUUCCUGAGGACCCACAAUUGGGUGGACCCUCGCAUGCGGUGCCGGAAGAUAAUCCUCCGCCAGUUUCUUUGGCACCACCGCCACCGCCAGUGGGUUUUGAAUACCCGAUACCGACUUACCCAGGGUCGUCUGGGUAUAACCCAUUUGAAUACCCAACUUCUAUGGGUUAUGGAGCCCAAGAUCCAUAUCUUACGGCAGCACAAUAUAAUGCACUUUAUCCUUCAUCUUAUCCUCUAGUUUACCCAACUGGAUAUCCUGUGCAAGGGUAUCAAUACCCACCUUAUCAACAACCUCCUCCUCCCCAACAAGAGCAAACUCAAGAAAUUCUGCAGAGGUUGGACAGGGUUGAGCGAAAAGCAGAUGAAACCAAUAAGAAGCAUAACAGCUUUCUCAAGGGCCUUGCGAGUCUCAUCAAAGGCAAAAAGAAGUAG